This is a messenger RNA of Linum tenue, 753 nucleotides long. The record is from the annotation of a GenBank genome assembly. NCBI's taxonomy places the organism in Eukaryota, Viridiplantae, Streptophyta, Magnoliopsida, Malpighiales, Linaceae.
CUGUACUGGAGCAACGGGAUUAAAGAUCCCGGUGGAGUGAUUCUCUGCGGCGGGUGUGGGAGUGAUACACCUAGCUCCAGCUGCGAGAGCGGGUUGAGUACACCUAUAUUGAUGAAGGAAAGGGAUGAUGAUGUUGUGGAGGGAGGAGAGCCGCAAGAAGAACAACAACAAGAAACCAAAGGUCGGACCGAGUUGAGAAGGUUCGGGUUCACCCCAAGGGAAUCGACCCCUUGCCGGUUGAUGAUCAGCAUAGUCGAGAUGCCGCUCUACUUGCCUCGUAGGUUGACAAUCCCGGUUGUUUGCGAACAAAGAUGGUCGAGACCAAUCACGAUUGCUUCGUUAAUCCUAUCCCCGAUCCUGCUAUCCACGCUCUGGGUAGCUCAAUACGAGAAUCCCCAGUUCGAAACAUGUGUUUCGGUUUAUGGAAUAGGGUCGUUGAUUGGGAUCACAUUAGGGGUACUAGCCUUUCUCACCACUGAAGAAUCCACCCCUCCAGAGAAAUGCCUGCUGCUCUGGUUAGCGGGAGGGUUCUUAAUGAGCGUGACGUGGAGUUACAUCACGGCUCAGGAGUUGGUCGCAUUGUUGGUCUCUCUAGGCUACAUAUUCGGCAUCAGCCCUUCGAUCUUGGGGCUUACCGUCCUAGCGUGGGGGAACUCGCUCUCCGAUCUGAUAACCAAUUCGACCAUGGCGAUCAACGGUGGCUGGUUCGGACUUCUGGGUCGCUCCAAUUGUUAUGACCACAAUAGCUUGUAG